CAGCGAGGCCUCUUCCUCCGCUGGUCCGCCGGCUGUGCCCCCGUGUCCCUCGGCUCUUCCCGGAGCGGCGCCGGUUCCCUCAGCGCGUCUCUUCGGAAGCCCGCGCUCGCUCCCCGUCGCACGCGUCGCUGAGGCUCGCGGGCCGGCGGGGGCCGGGCCUGCUGCGCGCGUCGAGGCCCCGCAGCUCCGUUGAGGCCGCCGCGCUGCCGGGAUGAUGCCGGGGUCGGCGCCGUCGCCGCGCUGGGCGGCCGCUGCGGGCCGUUGGGGUUGCAGGCUGCUUCCGCUGCUGUGGGGGCUGCUGCUGCUGUCUGGCCCGAGCGGCGCCUCCGAGAUCACCUUUGAGCUGCCCGACAAUGCCAAGCAGUGCUUCUACGAGGACAUCACUCAGGGCACCAAGUGCACUCUGGAGUUCCAGGUGAUCACUGGUGGUCACUACGAUGUAGAUUGUCGACUAGAAGAUCCUGACGGUCAGGUGUUAUACAAGGAGAUGAAGAAACAGUACGACAGUUUCACCUUCACUGCCUCCAGAAAUGGGACAUACAAAUUUUGCUUCAGCAAUGAGUUUUCUACUUUCACACACAAAACGGUGUAUUUUGAUUUUCAAGUUGGAGAAGACCCACCUUUGUUUCCCAGUGAGAACCGAGUCAGUGCCCUUACCCAGAUGGAAUCUGCUUGUGUUUCUAUUCACGAAGCUCUGAAGUCUGUCAUCGACUAUCAGACUCAUUUCCGACUGAGGGAGGCUCAAGGCCGAAGCCGAGCAGAGGAUCUAAAUACAAGAGUGGCCUAUUGGUCAGUAGGAGAAGCCCUCAUUCUUCUGGUGGUUAGCAUAGGGCAGGUGUUUCUUCUGAAAAGUUUUUUCUCAGAUAAAAGAACCACCACAACUCGUGUUGGAUCAUAACUACGCUUUCAGAUGCACCAUUGCCACUGUAAUUACUGUCCUCUAACUCUAGGUACUGAAGAUUUAACAUUGGCAGCAUUCUAAAACCCUUCUCAUACGUGCUGGGAGAGAUGUACGAUGCAGAUCCCCAUGGGGAGAGGACACCUUUUUUAUUUGUAAAGAUGGAAAAACUUUGGACCUUAAUGCAGCUAUUCAUAUGAAAUACCUAACACCAAUGAUCUACUUUUUCUUGGUUUAUAUGUACUCUUCAUACACUAAACUUUGGUAUUCUGAUUCCUUUUAACCAUUUAAAAAUCCUUUUCUUAAUAGGUAGUUGAGACUUUAAAAAACAAUCUUAGAUUUAAUGUCUGUGUAUUACAGAGGAAGAAAACUGCCUUUUAAUUGUUUAUAGUGAAUAAAGUUGUGUUUUUAAGAAAACCAAAAGUGAUUAACUGUAGCCAAGCCCUAUUCUGCACUGCUUAAUUUUAUGAGGGAAAAUAAUCUACCAUAGAACUAUUAGUUAAUAUUGGUACAAUUUUCAUUGAUAUAUCAUGAUAUAAUUUAUUUCUUGCUAGUUUGGAAAAUGUACAGGUUUUUGGUUUGUUUGUUAUCUCUCAUUCUAUGAUUUAUAACUAGCUAUGUUAUUUGUUUAGAGGUGUUGCCACCACUCAGAAAAAAUGCAUAAUAGACCUUAAAAAUCAGACCGUGUAACUUAGGAUAAAGAAUAUGAGACACUACAAUAUGGGUAAUGAAAUAGAAACAUUUUUAGUGAGUUGUCCGCGACAUUGCAUUUCCAGGGCUUUUACAAAGAAAAAAGGGGAUCUGAGUCAUUUGAACGUUCUGGUCACGUCAUUCCCAGCUUCAGUCUACAGUUGGGACCUGGUACCACAUAGGUGCCAUACUGACCAUGUGGUGCACUGAGAAGUCAGUUUUUCUCUUCAUUUCUGUCUUGUUUCUACAGAUUCUGACUAGCAGCCCUAAAAUUACAAAUUUUGAAUGCUGUGAAUGUUUCCUAUUUUAAAGUCUUUAGAAUUGGUUCUACUGUUUGUGUCUUACUCUUGUGUGGAUUAAACUGAUUGAAAUGAGAUUUUGAUCCAAGUAUUCAGAAUAGGAUACAUAAUGAUGGAAAAUUGUAUAGGUAGCAGGCUUCUCUUCUGUUGAAAAGAGGACAACCAUGGCAGUUGCUUCUCAGUCAUGCCUCUUCACCACAGGUGAUGAGAGUCAGAUGAGUCUCCUGCUGUGGAGACUUUAACACUUGACAUCAUGGGAUAGUGACUGACUAGUGAUUCUAGUUUUUUACCAUUACUGACUAGAGAAGUUGACUCUUAAAUUUAAGCCAUUUUAAGAUGUGCACGCGCACGCACACACACUUCUGCAUGUAAGAGCAAAAUGAGUUCAGGUUGUCUUGCUUACUAAUUUAUGAUGUCCCAGUGUAGAAGGAGUAAACAUGUUUUCCAUCUCUUAGGGUCUUGACGACUAGACCACCACUCCUUAAACAAACUUUACAAACAGAUUAAGAAGAGUUUAAGAUUUUGGAGAUUUAUCCAUUUGAGUUCUUGUAUUGAAGUUGUCCUGCAGCUUUUUAAAAUGUCUCAUCUACUUAGCUGUGAAUGUUUUAAUCACCAAUGUUAAUGUGGUUACUCAGCAUGGGCACAUAUUAAAUGCCAUAUCUGGUUGCCAUGGGCUCUUCAGAUACUUUACACUGUAAUUAAAUGGAGUCAGGUAUAGAUUCUGCCAGGUUUGGCAUAAUAAUGCCCUCACUUAAUCUGUGCCUCUCAAAAUGUCAUGAUAGUAAAUAUUACUAUAAAUCAUUUUUAAUGAAACCAUGAGUCAAACAUGAAAUCAGCAGUUACCUAAUGUCAAAAAUAGUAUGAAUUUAGUUUCAUUUCUUAAUAGCUCACUAAAUUUUGACAGCUAUCUGUUCAACUGGUAUGAAUAUAUAAGAAAAUACAUACCCAACAUAAAUGCUGUGAUAUUGUUUUCCUCCUAUGAUGUAUUUUGUAGCUUGUCCUUUUUUUUUCUGUAAUCUUUAUAUAAGUGGUUGCAGGAGUUUGAAUUUUCCAAAUAUUUUUUUUGUUUGGUCAUAUGACUACAUAUUUGAACAUCAUAAUUGUAUUAUUUUUAAAGUAAAUAAUGGAAAGCAACUUUAUACAUGAGUUAUUUCAAUAUGAAAUAUUGAAUGAAGAUAUGUUUUAAGAUAUUGCUUUGCUAAUAAUCUAAACAUUCUUGUGUUCUAUUAAAACUAUAGUUUGUGGCUUACAGCUUUUCCUUUGGGCUCAAAUAAUACAGUGGACUGAAGCAGUUUACUGAACGGUUUCAUUUAUGCCUAUGCUAUCCAUCUUUUGUUUCAAUUUCUUAAAUGUAUCAUUUAUAGUUAAGUAGGAUAAAGCUAUGAGUUUUGUUUUCAAAAAUUAGGCAAAUUAAUAUAUAAAUAAUACAAAGGAUUUUUGUUUACUUUUGAAAAAGAAUUUUCUCUAAAGAUGGUUCCACAGGAUUGCACCAAUCAGUUUCAUGUAAAAUAAAAAAUUUUAAAAAAUCAA
Messenger RNA from Microtus oregoni (creeping vole), 3417 nucleotides. RefSeq names its product transmembrane emp24 domain-containing protein 7. The record is from RefSeq and is a predicted model, not a curated record. Gene Ontology annotation, cellular component: Golgi apparatus; endoplasmic reticulum-Golgi intermediate compartment; COPII-coated ER to Golgi transport vesicle. The coding region runs from base 212 to 898 and encodes 228 amino acids. The transcript has 3 exons. Gene Ontology annotation, biological process: Golgi organization; endoplasmic reticulum to Golgi vesicle-mediated transport; intracellular protein transport. Lineage: Eukaryota; Metazoa; Chordata; Mammalia; Rodentia; Cricetidae.